Pezoporus occidentalis (night parrot) is the source of this 1178-nucleotide messenger RNA. It is a transcript of the gene ASF1A, whose product is annotated as anti-silencing function 1A histone chaperone. The coding region runs from base 361 to 975 and encodes 204 amino acids. The transcript has 4 exons. The record is from RefSeq and is a predicted model, not a curated record. Gene Ontology annotation, molecular function: histone binding. Gene Ontology annotation, cellular component: chromatin; nucleus. Gene Ontology annotation, biological process: DNA replication-dependent chromatin assembly. Lineage: Eukaryota; Metazoa; Chordata; Aves; Psittaciformes; Psittacidae.
GGGCGGGGGCGCCGCCGCGAGGAGGCGCGGUCGGAGCGGGAGCGGCGAGGCCCAUCUUGCUGCCGCUCGUCGGCCGCGCUCGGGGAGGAGGGCCCUAGGCCGGCGUGCGGCCAAUCCGGGCGGGCGCUGGCGGCGAGCAGGGCAGAAUGGGCUGUAGUUUAGUGAAAUAGGAAAGCUGCAAACAGUGUGGAGUGCUCCCGGUGUAAAUAAAAGGGGGAAAAGAAAAGUUUCUACAAGUCGCAGCUUUGCAGCCUCGCUCGGGCAGCGGCGCGGGGGGUUGUGCGUCGCAAAAGCCCAACACACUGGACUUUAUUGUGCUGCGUUAGCACGCUCUUCCUAUUGUUUGUGUUUUUUCAAAAUAUGGCAAAGGUUCAGGUGAACAAUGUAGUGGUGUUGGAUAAUCCAUCUCCUUUCUACAAUCCUUUCCAAUUCGAAAUCACAUUUGAGUGCAUAGAGGACCUGUCUGAAGAUUUGGAAUGGAAAAUAAUUUAUGUGGGUUCAGCUGAAAGUGAAGAGUAUGACCAGGUGUUAGACUCUGUUUUAGUAGGACCUGUUCCUGCAGGCAGACACAUGUUUGUAUUUCAGGCGGAUGCACCUAACCCAGGGCUUAUUCCAGAUGCAGAUGCAGUAGGUGUAACAGUUGUGCUAAUUACAUGCACCUAUCGAGGUCAAGAAUUUAUUAGAGUUGGCUACUAUGUAAACAAUGAAUAUACUGAAACAGAACUGAGAGAGAACCCACCAGUGAAGCCAGACUUUUCUAAGCUUCAAAGGAAUAUUUUGGCAUCUAAUCCCAGAGUCACAAGAUUCCACAUUAAUUGGGAAGACAACUCUGAAAAACUGGAAGAUGCAGAGAGCAGUAACCCAAAUCUACAGUCACUGCUUUCUACAGAUGCAUUACCUUCAGCAUCAAAGGGGUGGUCAACAUCAGAAAAUUCAUUAAAUGUUAUGUUAGAAUCUCAUAUGGACUGCAUGUGACUAACCACCAUCAUUUUGGUACUGUACAUGUGUUAAACUGUAAAAACAACCAGAACUAUUUCCCUCAAAUUCCAUAAGUACAUAGUUGACAUGCAAUGUGAAGAACUUGUUUUAAAACAUCCUGUAGAAAGUUUAUAUUAAAAAAAAAAAACAAACAAUAUUUGAACAAAUUGUGGAAUAUAAAUACAACUAUUUUUAAGUAA